This is a messenger RNA of Linum trigynum, 1131 nucleotides long. NCBI's taxonomy places the organism in Eukaryota, Viridiplantae, Streptophyta, Magnoliopsida, Malpighiales, Linaceae. The record is from the annotation of a GenBank genome assembly.
AUGGAUGCUCCGCUGAAGCUUUUCCACCUCCUCCUCCUGCUCUCUCUUUCCUCCAUCCUCUCCACUCCAAGCGCAUCCUCCACCGCCGCCUUCGUUACAGACACUUCUGCCCUCGCCUCGUCUCCAUCCUCCUCAACCGGCGGCCAUUCGUCGCUGCCGACUCCUCCGCCGCCGCCAGAGGCCAUCGCCUCCGCUUUCCCCGAUCUUCGAUUCGACGUCGUCCGUCUCCAGCAUCCCGAUCCCAACCUCAUCGGAGCCUUCAACUUCACCAACACCUCUGUGAUUCUUGCAAUUCCAAACGGCCUUAUCGCUCCGAUGGCUUCCAGUCGCACUCUGGCCGUCGAGUGGCUCCGCGUCCACGUCCUCCCUUUCUAUCCGCGCUCCAAGAUCGCAGUGAUCUCCGUCGGCGAAGACGCGGUCGCCGUCUCUCAGAUCUCGUUCCUGCUGCCUGCCAUACGCAACGUCCACGUCGCGCUCAGAGACGACAUCGGAAUCAGGUCGAUCUCCGUCUCCACGACCUUUUCCUUCAUCAACAUCGUGAUGGCGGUGUGUCCUCCUUCGGCGGCCACUUUCCAGGAGCCGAUCGGCGGGGCGGUGAUCCGGCCACUGCUGAAGUUCUUGGAAGACACCAAUUCUUCCUUCUUGGUGAAUCUGUACCCGCACAACAUGUACAGAUUGCGCUCUCAGAUCUCGCCCGGAUUUGCUCUGUUUCAUGAAGGCGCUUCCAAUUUCCGCGACGAUUUCGCCACUGGAGUCCGGAACGGAAAUCUGUUCAAUGUGAUGGUGGAUGCUGUCCUCACAUCCUUGGAGGUCAUCGGCCACGGGAACAUCCCCUUGAUCGUCUUCGUCGACGAGACGGUCUGGCCAAGCUCAGCAGUAGACAGCACCGCCGAGUCCAACGCUAAUCCGUCGUACGCUGAGUCGUACUUGAAGUCGCAGUUGACCACCGGCGAGGGAUCGCCGCUGAGAAAAGGAGUAGCCCGGCCUACGUCUACGAGCUGUUUGAAGCCGAUCCUAAGCAGCAGCUGCAGCAGGGAGCGGACAAUUGGGGCAUUCAAUACCCAGAAACGAGUAAGACGUAUCAGCACUUUGACACUUCCAUUGCAACUAAGAAUUGCCCUGUUGCUUUGA